Molecule: messenger RNA, 1869 nt
Organism: Cercocebus atys (sooty mangabey)
Lineage: Eukaryota; Metazoa; Chordata; Mammalia; Primates; Cercopithecidae
Gene: SPSB1
Product: splA/ryanodine receptor domain and SOCS box containing 1
Exons: 3
Coding region: 757-1578 (273 amino acids)
Biological process (GO): proteasome-mediated ubiquitin-dependent protein catabolic process
Cellular component (GO): SCF ubiquitin ligase complex
Molecular function (GO): protein binding
Source: RefSeq, a predicted model, not a curated record
GCCUCCCAAAGUGCUGGGAUUAUAGGUGUGAGCCACUACACCCAGCCCCCAUUAGCAUUUUUGGUGGGUAACACUCCACUCGCUAGCUGGGGAGGCACUUCCACACUCCUUGCCUUAUCCUAUAUGUGACGAGCUGGUGCCAUGCCAUUCUGGCCCCCAGGCCUUUCUACUUGCCUGGGAAGUUGAGGAUGAAUUUAUUCACUGCCUUUGAACUUGCUGGGACCCUCCCCUCUUGAGUAUUGACCCGUGUGUUCCAGGUUGAUGGAAUUGGAGGAGGGAGACCUCUGGCAUAUAAGAGGAAGUGCCCAAAGGUUACUGUGGCCUAAAAAGUAUGUUGAAGUCCUUUUUUUAUUCACCACCUGCCUGGGAGGCCCCGGGAUUUACCCCUCCCUUGGCAUCCUGCUCAGUUCCGUGAAAUCCCACACGGGAAAUGGCGAUUGGGUUGCACAAGGAGGCGCACAGCCUAAGUCCUUUUACAAUCCUCUCAGGUUCAUUGGCCGAGAUCCAGUUGAGGUCCAGUUGAGAAACCUCCAGUCCAGCUAUCUCCACAGACACUCCCCACCACCCUGGGCUUGCCUCAGUCAGUUGCAAAGAUCAGGAACCUGGAGGCAAUACUGAACGCUGUGCAGCUUGCAGAGGUCUCCUGGCAGCCCGCCUUAGGAAUUCUGUCUGGCCCCGAUCAGAAUACUGGAGACGAGACCACGAGAUUGAUGAGUUUGCCUUGGGAGUCGGCGAGAAGGUGAAACCAGGGCGAACAUGGGUCAGAAGGUCACUGGAGGGAUCAAGACUGUGGACAUGAGGGACCCCACGUACCGGCCCCUGAAGCAGGAGCUCCAGGGUCUGGAUUACUGCAAGCCCACCCGGCUGGAUCUGCUACUGGACAUGCCCCCUGUGUCCUACGACGUCCAGCUGCUGCAUUCGUGGAACAACAACGACCGGUCGCUCAACGUCUUCGUGAAGGAAGACGACAAACUCAUCUUUCACCGGCAUCCGGUGGCCCAGAGCACAGACGCUAUCAGGGGCAAAGUCGGGUAUACCCGUGGGCUGCACGUGUGGCAGAUCACAUGGGCUAUGAGACAGCGGGGCACACACGCCGUGGUGGGGGUGGCGACGGCAGACGCCCCCCUGCACUCGGUCGGGUACACUACCCUCGUGGGGAAUAAUCACGAGUCCUGGGGCUGGGAUUUGGGGCGCAACCGGCUCUACCAUGAUGGCAAGAACCAGCCAAGCAAAACAUACCCAGCCUUUCUGGAACCAGAUGAGACAUUCAUUGUCCCUGACUCCUUCCUGGUAGCCCUGGACAUGGACGAUGGGACGCUGAGCUUCAUUGUGGAUGGACAGUACAUGGGAGUGGCUUUUCGGGGACUCAAGGGCAAAAAACUGUAUCCUGUAGUGAGUGCCGUCUGGGGCCACUGUGAGAUCCGAAUGCGCUACUUGAACGGACUCGAUCCCGAGCCGCUGCCGCUCAUGGAUUUGUGCCGCCGCUCGGUGCGCCUGGCCCUGGGGAAGGAGCGCCUGGGGGAGAUCCACACGCUGCCGCUGCCGGCUUCCCUCAAGGCCUACCUCCUCUACCAGUGAUGUUCGCCAUCGGACCGCCAGCACGACAGCCACCUGGUGCCACCUCACUGAGCCACCCGCCGCUGGGGCCGCCAUACCCUGCGCCUUGGACCGGCAUCCACAGCCAUGGACAGAGGUCCCUGGUCUUCCCUCAUCCUCCGUGGCUGCCUCCAUGGGACAAGGACCGAUUCCAACACAGGCUCCUCUUUCCCCCUUCCCGACAUCAGCAGAAGGCAGCGUCCCUGCAUGCCGUCCAUAUACAACCCCUCUUUGAGAAAAGACACGGAGAAUAAAACUCCUACGAAAGCCCUA